UCGGCCGUCGCCGUGUUUGUGUUGAUUGUUGAUAAAUUAUUGUUUAACGAUUCGCUCGUGUAGAUCAUUAAAAUACUCACGUUUUAGUACACUACUCGCGUUGAACAUUUUACUGUCUAUUCUUUUCGUUGAUUAAAUAUUAAUUUCAUCAUCAAUUUUUCAUUUUCAUUCCUCGAUAACGGAUUCUAUUCGUAAUUGCGAUAUCGUCAUCAAGCGUUUUUUUCCCGUCCCGCGCCCCACCGGACCGUCUGUAAGGCAGUUUAGUGCCUUCUCUACCGACCGCCGUUAAGAGUUCUUCGCGCCGUCUAGCGAUGGAGGCCGAAGACAAUAUACAGAAAAUGUAUAAAUAUUUCGGCAUACUGGCUGACGCCAAGGAAAACAUAGCUGAAAAAGAGCCCGAGUACUUGGAAAUUUUAUCCGCUGUCAAAGGAUCUACAAAAGAAAAAAGACUCGCAUCUCAAUUUAUAACUAGGUUUUUUAAGCAUUUUCCAAAUCUUGCUGCUCAAGCCUUAGAAGCACAACUUGAUCUUUGUGAAGAUGAAGACAUUUGUAUAAGAAAACAAGCAAUUAAAGAUUUGCCUGUAUUAUGUAAAGAGUCUAAGGAAUAUUUGACCAAAAUAGCAGAUAUACUUGCUCAGUUACUUCAGGCUGAUGAUCCGCAAGAAUUACUAACAGCACAAAAUUCAUUAUUAUCACUAUUUAAAAUUGAUGCUAAAGGUGCUUUAACUGGAAUUUUUAGUCAAAUGCAAUCAAAUGAAGAAAUAGUUAGAGAACGUUCUAUGAAGUUUAUAUUAAACAAAGUUAUGGCUUUAGGUAAAGAAAUAAUAAAAAAAGAUGUUGAGGACUUGAUAAUUGGUGAAUGUAAAAAAGUUAUGCAAAAUAUCACUUGUGAAGAAUUCGAAACAUUGAUGACAAUUUUAUCAUCAACUCAUCUAAUCAAUACUCCAGAUGGACAAAAAGAACUUGUUGAACUUUUGGCAAGUACAGCCGAACUUGAUCAGUUUUUUAAUCCUAAAGAUGUAGACCAAGUAAAUCGGUUUAUAACUUGUCUGGAUUUUGCUAUACCAUUUUUUUCGGUUCAUGUAGAAUCCACUCAAUUCAUUGUUUACAUAUGUGAAUUAUUGAAUCGUUAUACUCUUAUAAAUGAUGUUGAUAAACAGUUUAUUAUUUUAAAAUCUUUAGCGGAAUCUGUACCGUUUUGUGGUAAACUUAUGAAUCCUGAAACAGUAGUUGGUCAAGUAUAUCAAGCUAUUUUAGAUUUAGUGACUGUUCCUGAGAAUGAUGCCAGUAAAAAAGUUGAAGAUAUGGAUUUACAUCGUGUUGAAGCACUUUUAUAUACUUUUCAUAAACUAGGAAGGCAAUGUCCAGAAUUUUUGAGUAGAGAUCCUGAAAGACAAAAGGAAUUUAAAAAAAAAUUGUUAUAUGUUGGUACUUGUACACAAACAUUUGUGAAAAUUGUUAGACAAGAUUUAAAAGAAAAAGGUGAAGAAGAUGUAAAAAAUAAUCCAGUUAUUGAAAAAAAAUUAGAAGGAUUGAGAUUAGCAUGUAAUAUAAAUACUUUAAUAAAAGAGUUAUUUAAUAUACCUCCUAGAUUUAAGGCAACGAUUACUUUGUCAUGGCUUAGCAGUGCAACUAAAUCCAAACUUGCCCAAAUCGUCCAGGAAGGUAAAAAGCAUGAACCUAUAGUAGUGGAUGGAAAGUCUAAACGAAUUGAUGGCAGUAAUAAUAGUCAACAGUUAUAUCAACCUCCAAAGGAUAAAUUUAGUGCCAAAUUCUCGAACAAUACAAAUAGUAACACUAAUACUACUUAUACUAAUCGUCGUGGUGGCAGCGGUGCUGGAUGGAACAAUAAAAGGUCAUUUGAUUCUAGCAAUGGAAAUCGUCGUGGAUGGCGACCUUACUAAUGUAUAUAUCAUAAAAAACAACAAUUUUGUUUUAAACUUUUGUCUUUGUACUGUUUAUAUGUUUGACAAUUAUUAAAAGUAAAAAUGUUUGUAUGUUUUUCA
Molecule: messenger RNA, 2006 nt
Organism: Sipha flava (yellow sugarcane aphid)
Lineage: Eukaryota; Metazoa; Arthropoda; Insecta; Hemiptera; Aphididae
Gene: cass
Product: apoptosis inhibitor 5
Exons: 9
Coding region: 312-1904 (530 amino acids)
Biological process (GO): negative regulation of apoptotic process
Cellular component (GO): nucleus
Molecular function (GO): RNA binding
Source: RefSeq, a predicted model, not a curated record